GUCACGUGAGUUGAGCUAGCCCACCCUCUCCUCCCUGGUUCAGCUCAGAUAAAUUGGAGACAGGUUAAAUAGGGUUUAAAUGGAUAAAAGAAGGCACACUGUAACCAGACUUUCUCCCCUAACGUUAAGCUUGCGCCAUCACCAAUGAUUCUGUUUUCGUUUGUCCCAUUUAUUUGGGCUGUAUCUGCAAAAGCAGACUUCUUUCAAUUUGACAGCAUCUCUAACGCUUCUACGUACUAUUUCAAUUAUAUUUAUUGUAAUGUAUGGGACGGGGAGUGUCAGCCAAAUCAAGAAGAUGCUACCCAGCAAGUUCCUUCGAGGGACCUUUGGGCAGGAUUUCCCCAAGAAUACGUCAACGUGGUACAUCAGUGGUACUGUAGCCUGGGCCAGUGCUGUGACACUGGCGACUGCAGGAUCACCAACAAUAUGACAGGCUUGGCCAGGGACCUGCAGAUGAAGCUCCACGGGCAGCACCUGGUUCAGUCCGUGGUUCUGAAGGCCAUCCAGGGCUUUAUCAACAACCCAGAGUCCAACAAGCCUCUCACCCUCUCCUUCCACGGCUGGUCGGGCACGGGCAAGAACUUUGUGGCCCGGAUCGUGGCUGAUAACUUAUACCGGGAGGGGGUGAAAAGCGAAUGCGUUCGCUUGUUCAUCACCCCCUUUCACUUCCCUCACGCCAGGCUGGUAGACACGUACAAGGGCCAGCUCCGAGAGGCGAUCCGGGACAUGGUCCUAAGGUGUCCACAGACUCUCUUCAUCUUUGACGAGGCGGAGAAGCUCCACCCCGGUCUCAUCGACGCCAUCAAGCCCUAUCUGGACCACUACGACAACGUGGACGGGGUCAGCUACCGAAGAGCAGUCUUCCUCUUCCUCAGUAACAUCGGAGGGGCCACGAUAAACGACGUAGCGUUGGACUUCUGGCACUCGGGUCAGAACAGAGAGGACAUCGGCAUGGAGGACCUGGAGCACCGGCUACGGGCCGAGACAGUAGACUCUCAGGGUGGGUUUUCUCAGAGUGAGCUCAUGUCCGGCCACCUGAUAGACUUCUUCGUGCCCUUCCUGCCCCUGGAGUAUCGCCACGUCAAGCUGUGUGCGCGAGACGCUUUCGCCUCACGAGGUCUGGAGCCGGAGGAUGCAACGCUAGACGAGGUGGCCAAGGCCAUGCUCUACGUCCCCAAAGAGGAGAGGCUGUUCUCAGCACAGGGCUGCAAAUCUAUACCCCAGAGGAUCAACUUCUUCCUCCCAUAGAGGGAGAGAGAGAUGGAGAGAGAUGGAGAGAGAGAGAGAGAGAGAGAGAGAGAGAGAGAGAGAGAGAGAGAGAGAGAGAGAGAGAGAGA
This is a messenger RNA of Gadus morhua (Atlantic cod), 1337 nucleotides long. It is a transcript of the gene tor3a, whose product is annotated as torsin family 3, member A. Gene Ontology annotation, molecular function: ATP binding; ATP hydrolysis activity. The record is from RefSeq and is a predicted model, not a curated record. The coding region runs from base 145 to 1248 and encodes 367 amino acids. Gene Ontology annotation, cellular component: nuclear envelope; endoplasmic reticulum lumen. The transcript is spliced from 6 exons. Lineage: Eukaryota; Metazoa; Chordata; Actinopteri; Gadiformes; Gadidae.